This is a messenger RNA of Leptopilina boulardi, 2655 nucleotides long. RefSeq lists its product as uncharacterized. Bases 1 to 2655 code for a protein of 884 amino acids. The transcript has 4 exons. Gene Ontology annotation, biological process: DNA repair; telomere maintenance. The record is from RefSeq and is a predicted model, not a curated record. Gene Ontology annotation, molecular function: DNA helicase activity. Lineage: Eukaryota; Metazoa; Arthropoda; Insecta; Hymenoptera; Figitidae.
AUGGAGGGUCCUACAAAUUCUGUUUUGUCCGCAAUCGAGUCAACGAGGAAAAGGGCUCAAUUGAGAAGUGAAACAUAUAAAGGACUGAUUGAUUAUUUACAUAAUCGUGAGUUAGAAAAUGAUGUACACGUUGGAAAAAUGCUUAUAUUGCCUUCUACUUUUAUAGGAUCUCCUCGCAAUAUGAUGCAACAAUAUCAAUAUUCCAUGGCUAUUGUUGCUCGUCAUGGUAAACCGGAUUUAUUUAUUACAAUGACAUGUAAUCCAAAUUGGAAAGAGAUAAAGGAAAAUCUAUUACCCCACCAAACUGCUGCUGAUAGACCUGAUAUAGUAACUAGGGUUUUUGGAUUAAAAGUGAAACAUCUGCUAAAAGUUAUUGUUGAUAAUAAAUUAUUUGGAGAGUUUGUUAUCUCAAAUGCGAAUGGUGAGGUAACUGUGAAUUACAAUGAAAUAAAUCAUUAUGAAGAAAAUAGAUAUGUUGGUCCUGUUGAGGCAGUUUGGAGAAUUCUAAGUAAACCUUUAGGAAAAAAGAGUCAUAGUAUUAAUCGUUUACCCAUACAUUUACCAAAUGAACAGAAUGUUAUUAUUCGAGAAGGAAAAGAUAGUAACGUUGUUUCUUUUGAUUUGAAGAAAAAUACAAAAUUACUGGAUUACUUUAAACUUAACCAACGUGAUAAUAAUGCUCAUCAGUAUUACUAUUCAGAAAUACCAGAACAUUAUACGUGGAUAACAAAAUCUGUUGAAAGGAAACAAAGAAUUCGUAAGGAAAAAGUAUUGGGAAGAAUGUAUUCAGUUAAUCCCUCUCAAAUGGAAUUAUUUCACCUGAGAUUAUUGUUGCUUACAGUAAAAGGAGCAACUUCUUUUGAAAGUUUAAGAACAGUUAAUAGAGUCGUGCUUGAAUCUUUUACAUCUGCUUGUUUGGCAUUAGGACUUGUGGAAGAUGAUACUGAGUGGAUUAGAACAAUAGAAGAAGCUACUUUAUGGCUGAUGCCUCAUUCACUUCGCCAAUUAUUUGUAAGAAUUUUAAUUCAUUGUCAUCCUGUUCACCCGGAUAAACUUUGGGAACAAUUUAAGAGGCAUCUGUCAGAAGAUUUUUCAAAAAUUAACAAUAUUGAGGCUGAAAAUAUGGCUUAUAGAAAUAUAAAAUCACUGUUACUUAAUGAAGGAUACAAUUUAACUGACUUUCAAGGAUUAUUAGACAUAGAAGAUGAAAAUCGUUCUAUACAAGUUGACGAUAUAAAUAUGUUAGAACAUAUUAAGAUAGGAGAACAAAAUUAUGAUACAUUAAAUGUAAAACAGAAAGUUGUAGUUGACUAUAUGCUUCAAGUCAUAAAAGAUUCUUCUUUAAAUGGUUCUAAAUGCUUAUAUGUCAAUGGUUGUGGAGGAUCUGGAAAAACUUUUUUAUACAUUACACUAUGGCAUUUAUUAAGAAGCAAAGGAGUGAAUGUUUGUAACAUGGCAUUUACGGGUAUAGCUGCCACUUUGCUUCCUAACGGGAAAACUGUUCAUAAAGUUUUAGGAUUACCUGUUCCACUGUAUAGUGAUUCAACUUCAAACAUUAAAGUUCAGUCAAAAGAGGGACUCUUUUUAAAAAAUAUAGAUGUUUUUAUUUGGGAUGAAGCACCAAUGGCUCCAAAAUAUGCCUUAGAAAUUAUGGAUUAUCUAUUAAGAGAUAUAAUGAAAUCAAAUGUUGCUUUUGGUGGUAAAAUUGUAAUUCUAGGAGGAGAUUUUAGACAAACUUUGCCAAUUAAAGAACGAGGCACUAGAUCAGAAAUCGUAAAUUUAUCCAUAAAGAACAGUAAACUAUGGAAACAUUUCAAAAAAUACACUUUAACAGAAAAUAUGAGAGCCUUACCACAGGAGACGGAAUUUGUAGAUUUUCUACUUAAAGUGGGCAAUGGUGAAUUAAAUGAUGUAGAUGAUAAUGUUAAAUUACCAGAACAUAUUAUUCAACAUGGAAAUGUAGAUAUUGCUGAAGAAAUGUAUGGUCAUUUGAUACAACAGAAUAAAUUUAGAGAGUUGGCAGUGUGUGCAAUUUUAGUACCUAGAAACGUUGACGUUGAUGAUAUUAAUAAGAGAGUGGUGCGUCUCUUAGACAGUAAUGGGGAAACAAUGUAUAAAAGUAUUGAUUCUACUGAAAAUUGUGAUAAUGGAAGUUUUGCGGAAGUCUUGUUACCAGAAUAUUUAAAUACUCUCUCUCCGCCUGCUUUACCACCACAUGAAUUACAUUUGAGAAUUAAUUCAGUUGUAAUGCUUAUUAGAAACCUUAGUAUUAAUGAAGGUUUAUGUAAUGGAACAAGGUUAAUUAUUUUAGAUUUAUCACAUAAUGUUAUUAAAUGUCAAAUAUUGACUGGAGAUAAGAGUGAAAAUAUUGUUUUUUUACAUAGAGUAACUCUAUAUUCUGAAAAUUUAUAUCCAUUUACUUUUAAAAGAAGACAAUUUCCUAUAAAAUUGGCUUUCGCAAUGACUAUCAAUAAAUCUCAAGGGCAAACAUUCAACAGAAUAUUCAUUGAUUUGAGAAGAGAUGUCUUCAAUCACGGUCAGAUGAAUGAAAUUAUUUCAAAUGUAAUAUAUUGGAAUAAAGGUAGAAUUGCAAAAUGGUUUGGUUAUAUUGGAUUAAAGGCAAAAUUGGAAAUUGAUUUGGUCAUUUUGGAAUAA